CCGCGUGGUUUUUAUGCUUUUGAUGCCCGAGGGACCUCGCGUUUGACAUUCCUGGCAUUCCGACCGCAGUCCCUCCUCGGUUACUUAUUAUCACCGCCUGCUUUCCCCGCAGUCACUUCACAGCGAGAGCGCAGCGCACCACGAGACACGCUCGACGGUGGAAACGGUGGAAAUAAGUGGAAUUUACCUUCGAGAAAGGAGCGUUUGGAUGUGAUGCGCGCGUAAAGCGGGUUGACAUACAUUUUUAUUUAUUUUUACUCCCAAAAAAGAAGAUCUGCUGAUCGCCUGAGAAAAACUUCCUCACAGUAGUAUGUCAUCCGCUGAAGAGCCGUCCGGGACGGUUCUACACCGACUGAUCCAGGAGCAGCUCCGCUAUGGGAACCCCACGGACACCCGCACCUUACUGGCCAUCCAGCAGCAGGCCCUGCGUGGAGGCAGCAGUGGGAGCAACAGCGGACCCAGCAGUGGCGGCGACAUGAGCCGGAGCCCCCGAUCCUCUCUGGAGAGUCUCACCCAGGAGGACUCGCUGCUCCCCCAGCUCUCUGCCAGGCAGGAGCCUCAAGGCCAGGAGUAUCAAGGAGACUACCAUCACUCAGAGAGCGACUUCCAACUGCACGGGGAGAAGCUGCCCACCUAUGAGCAGGCCAAAGCUCACUCCCAGUACCUGGCCUCUCACUGGGACCCCAUGGGGCAACUCAACGAGGGGCCACUCCUGCUGCGUGACGGGGUCUUUCACGAAGAACCAACCAUGCUGGAGCAGAAGUGCAGCCACGUCCGGUCGCUGAGUGAGCAUCGACUGCAGUUAUCUCUGGAGAGAAGAGAUGUUGAGACUGUGAAGAGCAUCUCUCACAGCUACCCCGAGCUUCCCUAUUACCCAACGCAGUGCUUCCAGAGCCAGGAUAAACGCAACCCACCCCCAGAGUACACCGCCCCCAUCCACGGCCAAGGAUUUAUCCCCCACCAGGUCCAGGAACCAGUGCAAGCUCAGCAGCACAGAUAUGUCCAGUCUGGUCAGUCAACUGAAGUCCCCUGCUACACUUUCAACAGUCUGCCCCCUGCUGGCUUGGAGGAACCAAAUCAAGUAGAGCUGCUGCUGAUGGAAAAUGAGAGGCUGAGGCAGGAGUUGGACUCUCACAGGGAGAAAACGGGACGCAUUCAAAAGUUGGAGCAGGAGAUCCAGCAUAUUUCCGAGGCCUACGAGACACUGAUGCAGGGCAGCAAAAAGAGGGAAAACUUGGAGCAAACUCUCAGGAGGAGGCUGGUGGCCGAGAUCAGGAGGCUGCAAGAUUUCAACAGAGAUCUCCGAGAAAACCUGGAAAAUGCCAGAACACACGUUGCAAAAGAAGUAGAGGCCGCCGACCAUAACCAGCACAUCAUGGCGAAACUUCUUGAGCAAAAUGAAGAGCAGAACUUUGAGCGGGAGCGCGUGGAGCGAGAAGUGCAGCGUUUGCGAACGAACGUGGAAGAGCAGAACCUUCGGGCCAAGCGGCUCGAGGAAGCGCUGGAGGCCGCCCGGGUGCGAGGUCGCCAGCUGGAAGAGGAGCUGAGAAGGAAGAGGGCGUACGUGGAAAAGGUGGAGAGGCUUCAGAGCGCUCUGGCGCAGCUGCAGUCCACAUGCGAGAAGAGGGAGAGCCUGGAGAUGAAGCUCCGGACGAGGCUGGAGCAGGAGCUGAGGAGUCUGAGGGCGCAGCAGAGGCAGUCGCAGCCUCCUGGAGUCACAAUGAGCUCGCUCCAAGAGCGCCUGCGUGAGCGGGAGGAGCGAAUCCUGGCUCUGGAAGCCGACAUGGUGCGCUGGGAGCAGAAAUAUCUGGAAGAAAGCACAAUGAGGCAGUUUGCCAUGGAGGUGGCUGCCACUGCUGCCGCUCAGAGAGACACCACUAUCAUCAACCACUCACCCUGCCACUCCUCCAACAACAGCUUCAACGAGGACCUCCCCGAUCACAGGAAUCAGGAGAUGGAGAACAGGAUCCGAGCUCUUUAUGCACAGAUUCUAGAAAAAGAUGCUGUGAUCAAGAUCCUCAACCAGCGGCUGCACCAGGAUCAAAGUCAGAAGGAGGAGCAGAGUCCCCAAACAAACAGAUCAAACUCCUCAGAGCCAACUCCUCCGCCUGCCUCCUCCAUCAGCACCAACGGCAAAGAUAAACGUCUCAAAGACGACACAACACUUCCAGACCGCCAGUUCUCCACUCAGUCGGAACCUUCAACAUUGGAGCGACAGCUGGAAGUAGCUAAACCCAAAGAGGCUCCCUGCAUGACUAAGCUCAACAGUGACAAGGCGGCCUCUAAGAAGUUGAAUCCCUUCAGAGGGCUGGACGAGACGGAUGCAGAGGAAAUCUUCAUUUAAGGAACUGCAAUGUUGACUUUGAACGGGGUGGGGGGGAGAGACACAAAGCAAUGCUGAGUAUCUGUGAAGGGUGAAAAACUGCUGGAUUCAAGAAUGUAAAGGAAAGAGGCCAACGGGUGAAAAAAAAGACUGUUUUGACAUUUGAGGGACGGAGCUGCGCUCCAACCCUUUUCCUCACACCGAGCUGGACGGCUGCAGGCGGUUUGACUAGCAGAGUGAGAAAAUCUUCUGAGGUACUUGGACAGUAUUGUGGAUUGUAAUAAGGCAACAUGUUCUCAGAAAGUGUAUGCCAAAGUAUUUAUAUAAAUCUAUCUAUAUAUAAAUAUAUAUAUAUAAUUGCUGCUUUCCCCUUUUUAUUAUCCUUUUUAAUUAUUUUCCCAGUGAGUUAAGAAGCUCCAUAUUUAUCUAAUCAGGUUUCCACAUUCCCUAAAUAUUAACUCCUCUAGAUAAAUACUCAUUCAGAGGUUAUCUAUGUGACCCCGCCUUUUGAAAAUAUGUGGAUUUAAUCUUGAGUAAUCCCAUUACUGUUACAUAGAUUCCAUUAGUUUGAUUAAUUUAAAUGCAUAAAUGUAAAGCUCCGUCUGUUCACAUUUCCUCGGCCUCUGCGGCUGGUUUCUCUGAGGUUUUGAGGCACGUGAACGCAGAGCGUUUUUUAAUAUAUGAAAGACUGAUAUUUCGUUUGAGAACCGACACAGACCGGAUGUGUGUUUGCAGUUUGUUUGUCACAUCUCGGUGUUGUUGUUGAUUGUGAUGCUCCCUCAUUCUUUCUCUUAAAAGUAUGUCUGUGUUCAGUAGUUGUGAGCCUGGUCUCUAGUGAUUCUGCUGGUUUGGUCACUACGGAUCAGGAUUUUUGUUUACUGUGAGCUUUGAACUAACAAACAGGUUAAUAAAUAUAUAUUUUAUACAAA
Molecule: messenger RNA, 3252 nt
Organism: Oryzias melastigma (Indian medaka)
Lineage: Eukaryota; Metazoa; Chordata; Actinopteri; Beloniformes; Adrianichthyidae
Gene: amotl2b
Product: angiomotin like 2b
Exons: 11
Coding region: 311-2344 (677 amino acids)
Biological process (GO): establishment of cell polarity involved in ameboidal cell migration; hippo signaling; regulation of cell migration
Cellular component (GO): bicellular tight junction; plasma membrane; cytoplasmic vesicle
Source: RefSeq, a predicted model, not a curated record